AAGAUGCUGCUGCCCCUCUGUGAGGAUUUCUGCGAGGCGCGUCAGCGGAGCAGCUGAAUCAUGGCAUCCCGGUAAACUUCUGAAGCGCCGGGGACCAGAAAACAACUCCUGAGACGCACAGACUUAAGCUCCUCUGCGGGGAUCUUUUUACUACUGAAGGCGUUUUGACAGCGUAUGUGGCAGUGUGCGCGGGGCUGGAGAGCUUGAGGUUAUUUUUUGUGUUCUCUCUUGAUUGGAAACGCUGACAUUCCUCGCAGAGACAGAGUCAUAAUCUUUCAAAAGGCAGUCAUUGUAAAUAUCCCAUUAUAUUGGUUUUAUUUCGCUCUGUCUAAAUCUUUUUCUUUUUUGCUUUCAGUAUUAGGAUGAGAUUGUCGAGUAUGUGCGCGUCUCCAAACGAGGACGCACGGAAAUUAAACCAAUUUACUCUCAUCUGAUCUUUGAUAUUCAAUGACGCCUUGUUGUAAAUGCCCCCAAAUUAGAUUGCUGUAAAUUAAAUCUUUCCGUUUCCAAGACAGUAACUGAUCCACUGAGAGAAAGGAUCAAUCUGUGCAAAAGAUCAAGUUUUAGUUCUUCGGGCUGUGUCCGGGCUGACGCCCAGCAGUUUUUUGUUUUUUUGUUUAAUUUUUUAUUUUUUGUGGAGAAAGAUCGGUUUUAGAAAGUGGUUGUGCGUUUUGAUUGAAAAGAUCUGCGUCUUGACGCGUUUCCCAGGACUGUUUGUUGUGCAUAAAAUGGAUUUGGAAGACCUGCCGUGGAGGGUGCAAGGGAGUGAUCAUUUGCAAACAACACAGUGACAAAUCUAGAACGGCUGCGACUCCUGGAAAAACAAUCCCAGCAUGGCCUCGGUUCAGGACAGCGGCUGCUCCAUGGAGCUGAGUGGCUGGAACAGCAGUGUGAGCAGCUCCGGAUCCUCCGUGCCGUGCAACCAGAGUGUCCUCAAGCCUGCUCCCUACUCCCCGGAAGCAACGGCGGCCUUUGCCACCGCCAUAACCUUAAUGGUCAUCUUCACCAUCGUCGGGAACAUCAUGGUGAUCAUCGCUGUCCUGACCAGCCGAUCACUCCGAGGUCCACAGAAUCUGUUCUUGGUGUCACUGGCUGCUGCGGACAUUUUAGUGGCUACACUCAUCAUCCCCUUUUCUCUGGCCAACGAACUACUUGGCUACUGGUACUUCAAGUCUCUGUGGUGUGAAAUCUACCUGGCGCUGGAUGUGCUGUUCUGCACCUCCUCCAUUGUGCACCUGUGCGCCAUCUCACUGGACCGCUACCUGUCAAUCUCCAGGGUUACUUACGGACGUCAGCGGACUCCCAGACGCAUCAAAGCCGCUAUUGUGGUGGUGUGGCUCAUCUCUGCCAUUAUCUCCUUCCCUCCCCUGCUCUCUUUGAACAAGAGUGAGGUAGGCGACCAGGGGACUGAGAGAGGACCUCAGUGCCAGCUGAAUGAUGAGCGCUGGUACAUCCUUUACUCCACCAUUGGUUCCUUCUUUGCUCCAUGUCUCAUCAUGAUCCUGGUCUACAUAAGAAUUUACCAAAUAGCCAAGCAGAGAACACGUUGCCCACCAGGGGAGCCCAGGAAGGAUGGGGCUGGCUGUGCAACACCAAGUCAACCUCCGCGGCAUGUACAAGCAAACGGGAAGAAUGAAGAAGAAAGCACACCUCCUUCAUCCAACAAAACCUCUAAUGCCAGACCCCCCACUCUUGCUAUUACACCUUCUCCAACCCCAGCAGAGUCUCAAACCUCACCAAAUCCCACACCCAAUAAUCUCCUGCAGCCUCCACCCACUUCUCCAGCCAUGUCCACGGCCACAGAGGUUGAUACCGCUUCUCAAGUCCCCUCCGCCCCCUCCUCUGCACCUCAGUCUGCCACCAAGACUAAAGCGGAGGGGAAGAAGGGCAAGCGCCUGCAAAGGAAAAAGGCUGACAAUAACAAUGCUGACAGCUCAAGCACAGAGAGCGAUAUGGAGCACAGCCACGGAGGAGGUCGAGGCAGCACCAGCAUGCCAGGGUCUCCUGCUGGAGGGGGGAUCCACUCCCCAGCAUCAGUCAAGCGCUACCGCGACAUGAUUGCCACUUCAAAGGGGGCUCGCCUGGUGCCAGGGAGAAAGUCAAAAACAGAUAACAACCCUGGAGCAGCGAGGCGCAAAGCCAUGGUCAACAGAGAGAAACGUUUCACCUUCGUCCUGGCAGUGGUCAUCGGUGUCUUUGUGGUGUGUUGGUUCCCCUUCUUCUUCUCCUACUCGCUACAGGCAGUGUGCCCAGAGACCUGCACCAUCCCUGGUCCGCUCUUUACAUUUUUCUUCUGGAUUGGUUACUGCAACUCAUCACUCAACCCAGUCAUAUACACCAUCUUUAACAAAGACUUCAGAAAGGCCUUCAAAAAGAUAUUGUGCAGAAGCACCAAGGGUACUUUCUUUUAGCACAUAAAAUUGUUGUGUAGAAGGCAGAAAUGAAAAUUGCUAUUUCUGAGGCAUAAAAAUACAAUCACUUUCCAGAACACUUAAAGGGCUGUUUAAAAAAAAAAAAAUGUAAUUUGUAUAACUGUAAAAUUGAGAGCCACUUUUACAGCCACAGCGUGUAAACACAAAACUUGGACUGUGAAAUCUCAGUUUGCAGCUGGCAUACACAGAAUUUUACAGAGUGGAGAAACAGGGCCUGAAAAAGAGGCUGAACAAUAUUAUACUGCUUAGUACUUUCGUAUUUCUGAUAAGAUUUUGAAUCUAAAGUUUUAUCUUCAGAUGACAAUGAAUUAUGGAUAAUGCUGAGAGAGAGAGUGAUGCAGCAUGACAGAAGAAAUGUAAAUACACUCUAUAAAACCUAUAGGAGGUCUCUAAGAAAACAGAAAACACAUGGGAAUUAACUCUGUGAAUUAAUACAGGCUAUUUUUUAUAUGCAUAUUUUGUAGUUAUCAAAGACUUUAGGACUAAAGAAGACAGGUACAAAGAAGGACAAGUGGCCUUAGAUUCCUGUGAGCCUAGGGCCCUUUAUUUAUCAAUAGACAGCACAAGGAGCACACAAGAUUAGUGGUGAUUUCCUACGUCUGCAUCCUCAAAUUGCAAAGCUGCGGGGCAAACAUGUGUUCCUUGAUUUUUAUCUAAAAAUGCAACAACAAGAGAAGGUUGCUGAUGGUCUUAAAAGUGAUAGCACAAACAAGAACAGCCUUUCAGACUUAACUCAGAAUUUUGUGCAGAAAGCCUUCAUGUGAAGCCGUGGCACCUUGAUUUUGGCUUCACUGGUCAUAGUGGACACUCAGGUUGUUUAUAAUGACACUCUUGGCUUUCACCUUUCAUGGAAUACAGGAUAAAAUUAACUGUGGUGGAUUUAUGGACUUGAUAUAAAGCCCCAUGAAUGAUAUAGAAGGAAGGUGAUGAUGAUGUACCCCAUCUCAUAUUCUAAGCUUAGUUUUCUUUCUUUUUUCUUAACCCGUGCGAUCACUUGAAUGGACUCACCUGAGUUUCUCUUCUGGUGAACUGCCUCAAUAUUGGGACAUUCGAGUUAAAAUCAAAACUAUUUAGAGCACUUUGAAACUCCUUCAGUGGGUUUCCACAGAAUCAGAUGGGAGGUGCAUCUACUAAAAAUAAAAAAACACCAGAUUCUUAUCAUUUUACUUGCAAACAUUAUUGCCCAGAAUCAAACUCUGCUCGGCGCAGCAGUAUUUACCAGGUAAACAUUUACACUGACUGUAACACUGAGAUGAACAAUGCCAUUAUGGACGUGUGAUGUUACCCCUAAUUAUGCUUGCAGGGGUUAUACUGAGAACUGUUUGUCUGAGUCACUCCUUACCAACGCCUCUGGCACAUCAUCUUCUGCAGUGGACCUCUACAUGGCACAUUUGGCUCGUUGCUGAGAGGCAAGAGAGGAUGAAUGGUACAUUCAUUUUUCUCACCAAGACAGUAAAGCUUUGUCAGUUUCCUGGACAAAAAAAAAAAAAAAGAAGAAGAAGAAAAAAAAAAAGAAAACGUGUCUGUAACUGUGAACAGCACACAUGCUUAUUGACUCAAUGGGACAAGGGCUGUCAGCAGCAACACAUCAAUUUAGUAAUUGUCUAAUUCUGCUGACUUGUGUGAAUGUGUGUGUGUAUGUGAGUGAGUGAGUGUGCGAGCGUGCAUGUGUGUUUGACUUUAUUGUUUUUCCAUAAAAAGUGUCAGUGCCUCCUCUGGCUGCUAUGUACUACAGAUCUACUGUAAUUAUGACAGAGACCAGAUUUCCUGUCACAGGCAUCACAUGGUUGUCUGUAAUGUUACUGAUGAAUUUUGGUGGAUGGAUCAGUAGUAUGUCGCCACACUGAGACAGUCUUAAUGAACUAAGAGUGAGUGUUUAUCUGUGAUAUCAAGUACACGGCUUUUUAAAGAUCACCCUCAAGGGACCAAAGAGCCUCACAGGACACCAGCCUGACUCAGUGAUAUCUGGCCCCAUGUUUCUGUAAUGAAAUAUCAGUUUAUAUUUGGUGUAUGUGACAGGAGGCAAAGAUUGAAAACACUGUAUUAUUUAUUUCAAACCUGUUUGUGUUUUCUGUUACCUAUUUAUUGCUCAGUUGCUGUGCUUUUAUUCUGAAAAAUCAAUCAAAUUGGAAGCGAUCAAAGACUGAAAAGACUGUACAGAGUUUUAAUAUCUUGAAUAAGAGCAACAUUGACUUCUGCUCGUCAAGCUCUUGUUUUGUCAGACUGAGUUAUAUUUAAGCUCGGGAGGGGACGCAUUUGUGUUGAACUGAGAGGAACGUGAACUUUGAGUUAAAUGCAUACAAUGCGACAUUUAUCAUCAUCGUUUCAUCUAGUUAUAGUACAGUGAAAUGUUCAAUCAGAGAUACAAGCACAUUCAUUGAUGUACAAUCUAUACCGCAACAGAAAAAAAUGUCUCCUCACCAGUGCUACUGCUGUCAGACAUCUCCUGAAAAAGUAAUCCAAAGUGAAAAUGUCAAUAGCAACCACAGCCAGUUUCAUUUGGAUGAUUUGCAGUGCAUUCAUGCUACAAUCCAUAUCACACGAAGCUGCUGGGAGAUUUGAAUAACUGAUGAAACCAAAUGGUUGCAAGCAAGCGCUCUGUGCACUUAUACAACUGUUCCCUGUCCUCAUUUAAAAUGAUUAUUUUCUCUCCAGUAAUACAAACAGCUAUAGCAAGUCAAUUAUGACAAAAAUAGCCACAGAGGUCAUGGAUUCGUGGCUGCUUCCAAUAAAUAUGAGUUGCAUUGCUGCUCAAACUUGCCAUCCAUGGCUUUAUGUGGUGAGACUGCUGCUUUGUUUGUUUUAAAAAGUAAGAAUUAUAGCUGAAAGGUGACAGAUGCAGUAUUCUGCCUGUUGAUCACCAUCCUUUUCCCAGAAACCGCCUGAAUUGUCUCUUCCCCAACUGUGUUUGGACCAAACUGCCUGGUCUGAGCUUUGCAAUCUUCUAUCUCCCAUCUGUCAUCAUCUC
Archocentrus centrarchus (flier cichlid) is the source of this 5400-nucleotide messenger RNA. It is a transcript of the gene adra2b, whose product is annotated as adrenoceptor alpha 2B. Gene Ontology annotation, biological process: G protein-coupled receptor signaling pathway. Gene Ontology annotation, molecular function: alpha2-adrenergic receptor activity; epinephrine binding. Gene Ontology annotation, cellular component: plasma membrane. Bases 834 to 2411 code for a protein of 525 amino acids. Lineage: Eukaryota; Metazoa; Chordata; Actinopteri; Cichliformes; Cichlidae. The transcript has 2 exons. The record is from RefSeq and is a predicted model, not a curated record.